GCACUGUAGGGCGCGCACAGUGCAGAAUGCAGGCUUUUCAUUGGUGUUGAAGAAAAGGAUCCUCUUGUUGGGACAGAGGUCACGCCGGUGUUGUCAGGACAACUGAACGCUCCGGCUGACCCACAUAUUUCCGGGUCUGCUAUUUACACUGAUUGAAGAAGGAUGUCAGACGUGGCGAAAGAGAAGGCGGCACGUCUUUUGAAGAAAAGAACCAGUGUGUCUUCACUCAGCAGCCAUGAAGUCAGAGCCAUUGGCAAGACCAAGGACUCCAUUAGCACAGUGUCCUACAUCGAUGAGCCAGGUCACCAUGAUGACAACCCCCGGCCCACCGUACAGAUGGAGAACACCUACCAGCUUGGUCCAGUGAAACGCUUCCCGGUGCUCACUGUCAACAAUAUUCUGAAGGAUGUGCUCACAAGUUAUCUACAGGAGGAGAAGUAUGAGGCUGAACUGUGUAGGCAGAUGACAAAGACGAUAUCUGAGGUUAUAAAAGCCAGAGUGAAAGACCUGAUGAUUCCACGCUACAAGAUCAUCGUGCAGAUCAACAUCGGGCAGCUGAGCAACCAGAACAUGCGCAUCGGCAGCCGGUGCCUGUGGGACCCUGGCAAUGACACAUUCUCCUCGUACGCCUUCAAGAACAGCUCCUUGUUCGCCGUCGCUAGCGUUUACGCUGUGUACUUUGAGUGACUUGGGCCACCUCUUGUGGAGGCCUUCUCAUCGCCUAUUGUCAUGUUUUUCAGGCUGAAAGGUAUCAGGGUGUUCCAUUCAUACCACUUAUACAUAGGGUUCACCCAGGUGACUUUUCAAUAACACUCCAUUUUCAUAAUGCCAAGUACAGCUAAUCCGGGCCCCAAGUGCAAGUCAAUUAGAUUAGAUGGCAUAUAGCUAUAAAUCACUAUAAGACCAACACGUGGGUGUACAACAAAACAGCUUUCUUGUGCACAUUCUCAGCAUAUGAAACAAUGUUUAUUAUACCAUAAUAGCAAAAUACAAUACAUGUAAAGCAUAUGCACUGUCUUUAUAUUUUUCUAAAUGCUGAAAAAUAUUGAAUGUACUCAAAAGGUAAUGCUUUUUACAUUUCAUAGUGGAACAAUGAGGGGAGGGUGCAUACUGUACAUAUACUGUAUGAGAACCUCCAGCCAAUUCCUCGUUUAAUUAGAUGCUUCUGUAUGCAGAAUGGCUGUUGUGACAGGAAGGCCACAAGCCAUCUUUUACACUGAGACAGAGGACUAAUCUUUAGAAUUUAUAAUCUCAUAAUGCAUGGCACAGUGCUUAAAAAUGUGAAUUGGACAGGGACAUUCAAUCUAACUGCUAUACCAAUUUAUACUUAAUUUUGAGUUAUGAAUUUUUAGAAAUGUAAGAUUUAGCAAUUCAACAUUUAAUUCAUGCAUCAUAACUUUUGGUGAUCAAUAUAGUAUAUAGAAAUGAUCAAGCAUCAAAAAUAAUAUCAUAUUUGUUUAAAAUCAUUAUUUUUUGGAAGAGCAUAGCAAAUAGACUGAAUGUCCUCUUGCACAUUUUAUUCUUAGAUAUUCCUUUUUCUUGCAAACUGAAUAAUUUUAUUCUUGUACAGUGCAAAUAAAAUAAGCAUUUUCUUUCGCAAAA
Molecule: messenger RNA, 1602 nt
Organism: Anguilla rostrata (American eel)
Lineage: Eukaryota; Metazoa; Chordata; Actinopteri; Anguilliformes; Anguillidae
Gene: dynlt5
Product: dynein light chain Tctex-type family member 5
Exons: 5
Coding region: 163-687 (174 amino acids)
Biological process (GO): microtubule-based movement
Cellular component (GO): cytoplasmic dynein complex; cytoplasm
Molecular function (GO): dynein intermediate chain binding
Source: RefSeq, a predicted model, not a curated record